GGUAGAGAGUUUUGCUCGCCACCUUCAGCCCAUUUCGAUCGCCAAUCAGGCUCUUCCAUUUUUCUCUGCGUCGAUUAGUAGAGCGUAAACCACGCGUCAGUGAGAAUAACAACAACUGUUCUGGGCCACAGAAGUCUCCUAUCUCUUCAACAAAAAUUAGUGGAAAAAUAUAUAAAUGGCAACAACAUUGCUCUUUUCUGCUAUGCAUUUUGUCUUCAUGUUCACUUUCGAAAUUUGAUAGUGUAAAUUUUAGAAAAAUACUAAGUUUAGAAAUUGUGAAUAUUUUAUUUGCUUAGUCUCAUAUCCGUCUAUCGAUUUCUGGUUAAUAACAUGAUGCAAGAAUUAGAAAUAUAGAUGUGACAUUUAAAAACUUUCUAAAAUAGUUACAUUUAAAAUAACUAGAUGUUGCAUACAUGGCACUCUAAAUUUCUUCUAUGUAAUAUUUUCGGUUCUGUGCGUUGAAAUUAUGAAGAGACGUAGAGAGGUCCCGCAAUCUGGUUCUCCAAAUCAUCAACCCGCCACAUUUCAAUCUUAUCUUCAACAUUUAAACGUAUGUUGUUUUCCUUGUACGGAAGAGUACAAUCCCAAAAUGAAGCGAUUCGACAGCUUUUGCACAGUUCGUUUGAUUCUUAUGUGCAUAAGAACUUUAGGAUUAGUCAGCUUAUAUUAUUGUUUUUCAAUUGGUAUCACUUUUUAUCAGAAAUGGUUUAUAAAAGACUUCCAUUUUCCUCUUACUGUUGUGAUUUGCCAUUUGGUUGUGAAGUUUAUUCUUUCUGGCAUGUUAAGAUGUUUAUAUCACAUUAUUACAGGCAGACAAAGAGUGGUUUUAGACUGGCCAACAUAUAUUAAGCAACUAGCGCCAACUGGUGUAGCUAGUGCUCUAGAUAUUGGCCUUUCUAACUGGAGCUUUGAGUUUAUAACUGUGUCUUUGUAUACCAUGACAAAAUCUACAUGUAUUAUAUUUAUAUUAGGCUUUUCAAUUUUAUUUGGACUAGAAAAAAAGAGGUAUUCCCUAAUUAUAGUCAUUGCUCUAAUAGCAGCUGGUCUAUUUAUGUUUACAUAUCAAUCAACUCAAUUUAAUUUGGAUGGUUUUCUGUUGGUACUUACUGCUUCUUUUCUUGCUGGAUUGAGGUGGACUUUAGCUCAAAUGGUUGUGCAAAAGAAAGAGCUAGGGUUAAGUAAUCCAGUUGAUAUGAUUUAUCAUGUACAACCCUGGAUGGUUAUUGGCCUUUUGCCCUUAGCUAUAGUAUUUGAAGGUAUUCCUAUUGCAACUACUGAAAAAGUAUUUCGCUAUAAAGAAGUAAGCAUGGUUAUGACAACAGUAGGUUAUAUACUUCUUGGGUCAUUUCUUGCGUUUCUUAUGGAGCUUAGUGAAUAUUUACUGCUUUUGUUUACUUCAAGUCUUACUCUGUCCAUAGCUGGUGUUUUUAAGGAAGUUUGCACGCUUUAUUUAGCUGUGAAGUAUACAGGAGAUCAUAUGUCAACUCUUAAUUUUAUUGGGUUGUUAGUGUGCCUUAUUGGAAUUACCCUUCACGUUGUUCUUAAAGCUCUUCAUUCAGAUGGUAAAGAAAAUUCUCCUAUGGGGAACCUCAUUGUCUCCUGUUAUCUUAAAUUAUCUUCAAUAUUUCUUUCCUUCUGGACUUUAAGGUAUUCUUCUCUAUCUUUUCUUUUUUUCUUAUGCCAGGGUUGCCAGCUUUUUUUCUUGUUACUCUCUAUGUAUAUGAAGGGAUUGAGAUGGUUAAGUAAUCCAGUUGAUAUGAUUUAUCAUGUACAACCCUGGAUGGUUAUUGGCCUUUUGCCCUUAGCUAUAGUAUUUGAAGGUAUUCCUAUUGCAACUACUGAAAAAGUAUUUCGCUAUAAAGAAGUCAGCAUGGUUAUGACAACAGUAGGUUAUAUACUUCUUGGGUCAUUUCUUGCAUUUCUUAUGGAGCUUAGUGAAUAUUUACUGCUCUUGUUUACUUCAAGUCUUACUCUGUCCAUAGCUGGUGUUUUUAAGGAAGUUUGCACGCUUUAUUUAGCUGUGAAGUAUACAGGAGAUCAUAUGUCAACUCUUAAUUUUAUUGGGUUGUUAGUGUGCCUUAUUGGAAUUACCCUUCACGUUGUUCUUAAAGCUCUUCAUUCAGAUGAUCUAAUAAAAGACAGAGUAAUUCAGGGAGAGCAACAUGAGCUUCAAGGUCUUCAGCAGUUACUAGCAAAUAAUGGAACAAUUUACGAUGAUGAUGAGGAGGAUAUACUAUUUGAGACAAAUUCUGUUUCACAUCGAUGAUUA
Parasteatoda tepidariorum (common house spider) is the source of this 2269-nucleotide messenger RNA. RefSeq names its product solute carrier family 35 member H1. The record is from RefSeq and is a predicted model, not a curated record. Lineage: Eukaryota; Metazoa; Arthropoda; Arachnida; Araneae; Theridiidae.